This is a messenger RNA of Melitaea cinxia (Glanville fritillary), 386 nucleotides long. Its product is annotated as ATP synthase membrane subunit K, mitochondrial-like. The transcript has 3 exons. The record is from RefSeq and is a predicted model, not a curated record. NCBI's taxonomy places the organism in Eukaryota, Metazoa, Arthropoda, Insecta, Lepidoptera, Nymphalidae. The coding region runs from base 117 to 278 and encodes 53 amino acids.
GUAUACACAUAAAAAGAUGAAACGAAACGUCUUUACAUCUGUCAGACAAUCAGCCGAUUGCGACUGAAUAUUUUUUAGAGGUUGUAAUUACAUAAGGACCGAAUUUUGCAAGAAGAAUGGCUGGAGGAGAAUCAGUUGAUGAAUCCCAAUUCAAGGGUCUCUCCAAGUACUUUAACAGUACUACUAACAGAGGCAGAGCAAACACGGCAAAGGCUACAUAUGCAUUCUUCGGAGCUGUUAUAUUAUAUUAUACUUUAAAGCCAAAAUCCAAGAAGUAAAAUUUCAUCUAUGGAAUACCUUCUUAAUUUAAGUUAAGCCUUGUAAUUAUGGUUUCAUCAGUGCAAGUUUUAAUUAUUUAGUGCAAAUAAUAAAUCAUGUGAAAUGUA